AUGACACCUAUUCUAUCUGCACAUGAAAUCGGCGAAGGCCUUCCCGUUUUGAUCAUCCAUGGAUGGCAGAUGGAAGGAAAAGGCGAGGAGGUGGACUUUGAGCCGAUCUUCAAGAAAACACCUGGACUUCACCGGAUUUACGUGGACCUUCCAGGCAUGGGCACAACACCUGCGAACAACAUCAAGAAUCUGGAUGAGAUCUACCAUCGUCUUGUGCAAUUCAUUGAUUCUCGACUUGGGAACUCAAGAUUCUUACUCGUCGGCUCAUCAUGUGGCGGCUACCUUGCCCGUGCGAUAGCUCAAAAAUAUAUUGAUCAAGUCGAUGGUUUACUAUUACGGGUACCACUCAUUGAGCCAAAGGACAGCAUGCGCGAUCUCGACGCUUUCAGACCUUUGGUUGCAAACGAGCAACUCAUGUCGAACCUACCAGUCGAAGACAGGAAACUGCUUGGAAACGUUCUCGUUCAAACGCCUGCUUAUGUUAAGACUUUAAAGGCAAAAUACGAGGAGGUUUACAUUCCAGCGGAAAAAGCAGCAGAUAAUGAGGUGUUGGAUCCGAUCCGGGCAGAUCCAGAUCGUUAUCAGUUAUCUUUUUCGUUGGACGAUCAAAGUGCUAAGUUCUUUGCACCCACACUUGUUGUAUGUGGUCGACAAGACGACAAUGUGGGCUAUCGAGACAGCCUCCGAUUGCUGGAGCUCUAUCCACGAUCAACCUAUGCUGUUCUAGAUCGUGGUACGCAUGGACUUCCUAUCGAUGAGAGUGGGCUUUUUGAAGCUCUUGUUCGUGAUUGGAUAAUCCGGGUUGAGGAGUGGCAGGGCCGCACGGACAGCUAA
Penicillium verrucosum is the source of this 834-nucleotide messenger RNA. RefSeq names its product alpha/beta fold hydrolase. The record is from RefSeq and is a predicted model, not a curated record. The transcript has a single exon. NCBI's taxonomy places the organism in Eukaryota, Fungi, Ascomycota, Eurotiomycetes, Eurotiales, Aspergillaceae. The coding region runs from base 1 to 834 and encodes 277 amino acids.